AUGGGCUCUUACGGUCAAGCAGACGUCGACAGCCAGCGCCAGAACAACGACCCGCUGAACCUCACCGAGUACGUUAUGCCUGCCGACGGCCGCAAUAACCCGCGCCUCGACGCCCUGCUGCAGGCCGCCCAAUCGCCCUCGAACAUGUCCAACUCCGGCUCAUCCAUGAUGUCCGCCAUGCCCGAUUACAACGCCAUCGGCCUGCACGGCUCCUUCAACGCGAACCACGCCCAAGGCAAUCAGUUGAUAGCCGCGAUGCCCGACACCGGCGCCUCUGAGGCCCAGAACGCGCGGCGCCCCCAGCACAAACUGAGUGUGAGCAGCAUGGGCGGAAUUCCGACCAAUGGCGGCAUGGCGAGCGGCGCGAGCGCCGACGGCAUGGACACGGAUACCAGCCCACAAAGCGCCUUCGGUUUGGCUGCCGCUGGCUUUGGCGAUGAUUUCGGUCGCGACGACGGCUCGACCACGGCUGAGAAGGAGAACCGAGCCGACGAUGCUUCCAAGGCCAAGAAAAUCGAUCCCGACCAGCCUCCGCCGUGGGCCGAAAUGAAGACGAAGGCUGGGAAGGAGCGGAAAAGGUUACCGUUGGCUUGCAUUGCUUGUCGCCGGAAGAAGAUCCGCUGCUCGGGAGAGAAACCGGCGUGCAAGCAUUGUUUGCGUUCUCGUAUUCCGUGCGUCUACAAGGUCACGACUCGCAAAGCAGCCCCCAGAACAGAUUAUAUGGCCAUGCUGGACAAGCGCUUGAAAAGAAUGGAGGAACGUGUCAUCAAGCUCAUUCCAAAAGAAAGCUUGGGCACCCUUAACACCGUUCCAAGGGCCGUCGUCAAGCCCCCGCUUCCCGGAACCACUCCCAAGGCCGGCGCAUUGGCCAAGAAACGCCCCGCAGAAGAAGCAUUCGGAGCAGAGCUGGACGAAUGGUCAAAAUCCAAGGCGACCAAUCCACACGAACACCGAACUUCGCAGCCGCCCCGAAAUGUAGACCCUGAAAAUAGCCUGUUGACUGAGGGCCUCGAGAGUCUUCCCCCGAAAGAGAUCCAAGAGCAUCUCGCAGAAGUCUACUUUGACUAUUGCUAUGGCCAGAGCUACCCCUUACUCCACAAGCCCAGCUUCAUGCGAAGAUUAUUAGCAGGCCAGGUGCCGCCUGUCUUGAUCCUCGCUGUUUGCGCCAUUUCCGCGCGCUUCUCAACACAUCCCCAAAUCAAAACAGAACCUGCUUUCCUGAGAGGCGAAAACUGGGCUGCCAAAGCCCGAGACAUUGCAUUAAAAAGAUACGAUACCCCGAACAUUACGAUACUCAUUACCUAUUUACUGCUGGGCCUGCAUGAAUUUGGAACAUGUCAGGGUGGACGGAGUUGGAUGUUUGGAGGCAUGGCGCAGAGAAUGGCAUACGCUCUGCAACUGCACAAAGAUCUGGACCAUGAUCCACUCGGGAAGGAAAAUGGCGACAGGGCAGAGCUCAGCUUCACUGACAGGGAAAUAAGGCGGCGGACCAUGUGGUCUUGCUUCCUCAUGGACCGUUUCAACUCGUCGGGUACCGACCGUCCGCUUUUCGUCAGUGGCCAGUUCAUCAAAGUUCAGUUACCAAUCCGAGAGCACUAUUUCCAGAUGGAGAUACCCGGCCCCACCGAAGACCUCGAAGGCUACGUCAGAAAUCCCGUGCCAGACGAUGCCGGGCAGUUGGCAGAUGCAAAGGAGAACAUGGGUGUUGUAGCAUACCUUGUUCGUGCUGUUGCCAUCUGGGGCCGUCUGAUCAUGUUCAACAAUCUGGGCGGCAAGGAACAAGAGAGAGUACCUAUCUGGUCGCCACAGUCCACCUUCCAGGAACUGAAAAAGGCAGCAUACGAAUUCAAGGCAGCUCUGCCUGAGAGGCUAGCUUACACACAGGAGAACCUGCAGAAUCACGUCACGGAAAAAACUGCGAACCAAUUCAUCUUUCUACACAUCGUUUACCACCAAAUCAUCCUCUUUCUCAACCGCUUCGCCCUGCCAUCUCAUGCUGGCAGCCGGCCUCCUCAAGACAUGCCGCACCAAUUUCUCACAGAAGCUGCCCACGUCGCCCUUGAGGCCGCUAACCAGAUUUCCAUUCUUGUCAACGAGGCCAUGAAUUACAACGUCGUUGUCCCCUUCGCUGGAUACUGCGCUUUCUUGUCAAGUACGGUCCACAUCCGCGGCGUUUUCUCCAAGAACCCGAAGUUGGAAAUGGUUUCGAAACGAUACCUCGCCUACAAUGUCAAGUUCUUGAGCAAGAUGAAGAAGUACUGGGGCAUGUUCCACUUCGUCGCCGAAAACCUGAAGGACCUGUACCGCCAACACGCAGACGCCGCGCUUCGUGGACCCGCAGCCGUCAACGGUCGGCAACCCAGCAUUUUCCAGUACGGAGAUUGGUUCGACCGAUACCCUCACGGCGUGUCUCGUACGGACUACGAAGAUCCGGCUGCCGAUGUCAAGAAGGAAGCCGGCACGGAUGCCGUUCUGGGCCAGAAAUCCGACUUGCAAAGCGUCGAGGAGUUCUUCGCCAGCCUCUCGCCAGCUUCCAAGACGGCAGAGCAGGCUAAGCGAGGCAACAAGAAGACGAAACAAGACAAGUCAAAGGCAGGGGCCGCCGCCGCAGCAGCAGCAGCGUCGACAACAUCCCCCAGCGCCCAAGGUAACAACAGCAACAACCAACAGCUCCAGACCACCUCCUCGCCCAUGGACCACCAGCAGCACAUGCAGCUACCGCAGAACCUCGACUCCACAUCGUUCGACCCCGCUGCCGCAGCGGCCUUCCUGCAGCAGAACCCACAGCACGCAUACGACUUCCUCGGCAACGGCAACGGCGGCAGUGGAUCCGACUUCUCGAACCUCAACCACCCCAUGUCGGCGCUCGACCGGCAGAUGGUGCUGCAGAGCUACGCCACCUUCAUGGACCGCAACGAGCCGUUCGCGCUCGACGUCAAUGCCUUCAACGCGUCCUUGUCAACACCUGGCAGUAACGGCCAACAGGGCCAGCAGCAGCAUCAACAAGGCGGUGCUGCCGCCACCCAUCCUGGCGCCUCCCCAGGCUUCUUCGCCGACCCCAGCGCCGCGUGGUUCAUGCCCUUCAACAUGGACCCGCCGACGGCGCUGGGCGACGACUCGGGCAUGUUUGGCGGGCCGCAGGGCUACAACUUUGCGUUCGACGGCGGCUCUGUCGUCGGCGCGGAUUUUGGGGGCGGGAUGGAUGGGUUGGGCCCGUUGACGGGUGGGGAUGGGAGCCAGGGGGGUGGUAGUGGUGGUGGGCAUUGA
Lasiodiplodia theobromae is the source of this 3267-nucleotide messenger RNA. RefSeq names its product C6 transcription factor. Lineage: Eukaryota; Fungi; Ascomycota; Dothideomycetes; Botryosphaeriales; Botryosphaeriaceae. Gene Ontology annotation, biological process: regulation of DNA-templated transcription; DNA-templated transcription. The transcript has a single exon. The coding region runs from base 1 to 3267 and encodes 1088 amino acids. The record is from RefSeq and is a predicted model, not a curated record. Gene Ontology annotation, molecular function: DNA-binding transcription factor activity, RNA polymerase II-specific; DNA binding; zinc ion binding. Gene Ontology annotation, cellular component: nucleus.